Guillardia theta CCMP2712 is the source of this 585-nucleotide messenger RNA. RefSeq lists its product as hypothetical. NCBI's taxonomy places the organism in Eukaryota, Cryptophyceae, Pyrenomonadales, Geminigeraceae. Gene Ontology annotation, molecular function: copper ion binding. Bases 1 to 585 code for a protein of 194 amino acids. Gene Ontology annotation, cellular component: mitochondrial inner membrane. The transcript has 2 exons. The record is from RefSeq and is a predicted model, not a curated record.
AUGUACAUGGGAGGCGUCACUCUUUUCACCAUCUCCUUCACCUAUUUAUCCGUUCCACUGUAUCGACUGUUCUGUGCCAAAACUGGAUUUGCGGGGACUGUGAAGCCAGCUGAUAUGGUGGACUAUGAGAGCAAAGCAAAGCCGAUCUCAGGCAAGCGUGUGCUCAAGAUCAAGUUCAACGCAGACACAUCAGAUUCGAUGCCAUGGAAGUUCAUUCCCCAACAGUACGAGAUCAAAGUGCUGCCAGGGGAAGCUGCGUUGGCCUUCUACACAGCUGAGAACCGGACGGACAAAGCGAUCAUUGGGGUUGCAAGCUACAACAUUCAACCCGAAGGAGCAGCCUUAUACUUCAACAAGAUUCAGUGCUUUUGCUUCGAGGAACAGAUGUUGAAACCCAACGAGAAGAUCGACAUGCCUGUGUUCUUCUUCAUAGAUCCAGACUUUCUCAUGGACAAGAAUAUGAAUGCUGUGGAUACAAUCACCUUGUCCUACACCUUCUUCAAGGCAGGCGAUUCAGACGCUCCAGAGGUUGCAGGCAUGCUGCAACAACAUGCUCCCAGAAUGCACAAACAACCAGCCGCAUAG